Telopea speciosissima is the source of this 1186-nucleotide messenger RNA. RefSeq names its product DCN1-like protein 4. Gene Ontology annotation, biological process: protein neddylation; positive regulation of ubiquitin-protein transferase activity. The record is from RefSeq and is a predicted model, not a curated record. The transcript has 10 exons. Lineage: Eukaryota; Viridiplantae; Streptophyta; Magnoliopsida; Proteales; Proteaceae. Bases 202 to 900 code for a protein of 232 amino acids. Gene Ontology annotation, cellular component: ubiquitin ligase complex. Gene Ontology annotation, molecular function: ubiquitin-like protein binding; ubiquitin conjugating enzyme binding; cullin family protein binding.
UUAUCUCACUCUCGCAACUUUAAAAGCAAAAGCCGGAGACUGGGCAUUUUCUUCUCUAUUCUUUCUUGCCAUUUGAAAACGAAAGCUCAAAUCAUUAUUAGCGUUUUCUACAAGCUUUCGAGCGACGAAGCUUCUUCGCCUCUCGCUCGCUCGAGGUUGCUUGAAACGUUCUAUAAUUGAAAUUUGUAUUAAUUAUAAGCCAUGAUGCGUCGUUCAUCCACCAGGAAAACUGGGUCGCAGAACUCCGCCUCCUCCAUGAAUUCCUCACCCGUUGAUCUCUUUCGCUCCGCCUCUAGUAAAGCCAUUGUCAAGGAGCUGGAGCGGAUUGAUCAGCUAUUUAAUUCAUACAUGAAUAAGUCCUCUGGCAUGAUUGACCCAGAGGGAAUUGAGGCACUUUGUUCAGAUCUGGAAGUGGAGCAUACUGAUGUCAGGAUACUGAUGCUUGCUUGGAAAAUGAAAGCUGAAAAGCAAGGAUAUUUUACCCUGGAUGAGUGGAGAAGAGGCCUCAAAGCACUUCGAGCUGACACUAUCAACAAAUUAAAGAAGGCGCUCCCGGAGCUAGAGAAAGAGGUCAGGAGGCCACCAAAUUUUGUGGAUUUUUAUUCCUAUGCAUUUCGAUACUGCCUAACUGAGGAGAAGCAAAAGAGCAUUGACAUUGAUAGCAUUUGUGAGUUGCUGGAUCUUGUUUUAGGAUCCCAGUUCCAUGCACAGGUUGAUUUGCUUGUUGAGUACUUAAAGACCCAGAAUGAUUACAAGGUAAUUAACAUGGACCAAUGGAUGGGCUUUCUCCGGUUCUGCAAUGAGAUAAGUUUUCCCGACCUAAGCAAUUAUGAUCCAGAUCUUGCUUGGCCCUUGAUCCUGGAUAAUUUCGUUGAAUGGAUGAGAGCAGGUCAAAGCUAGUAUCAACUUCUUCUUUGAUAUUUAUUCUCUACUUGAAACUGCAAUAGUCAUUAGAGAAGGUCUGCGCCUACAAUUAGAUGGCAUUCUUGAAUCUUUUUCUCACACAACUCUUGCCAGAGCCUUGUGACGCAAAGGUUACUCUGUUUUGGUCUGGAGAUGCUGGAAAGAGUCUUGAUACAUUCACUGCGCCCUUGUUCUUUCGGUUUUAAUGCUAUACUGUCCUGUUGAUUAGUUAUCCCAUCUUACACAAUGGUUAAAAAUGAAAUCCAUUGAUUUUUUUAUUUUU